AUGGAUCUGAGCUGCAGUCACUCCGUGAAGCUGAAUGAUGGGCACUUCAUGCCAGUGCUUGGAUUUGGCACUUUUGCUUCUGCAGACAUUCCCAAGAGCAAGGCCGGCGAGGCCACCAAAGUGGCUAUUGACGCAGGUUUCCGUCACAUCGAUGCGGCCUACUUCUAUGAAAAUGAGGAGGAGAUCGGGGCAGCCCUCCGAGAGAAGAUUGCCGAUGGCACUGUGCAGAGAGAGGACAUUUUCUACACCAGCAAGCUUUGGGCUACUUUCCUUCGACCAGAAUUGGUUCGACCAGGGCUGGAAAGGUCACUGAAGAAGCUUCAGCUGGGCUACGUGGAUCUCUUCCUUAUUCAUAUGCCACUCGCUCUGAAGCCUGGGGAGGAGCUUCUGCCAAAGGAUUCCAAUGGGGACAUUAUUUUAGAUACAGUGGACAUUCGUGACACGUGGGAGGCCCUGGAGAAGUGUAAAGAUGCAGGUUUAACCAAGUCCAUCGGGGUGUCUAAUUUCAAUCAUAAACAGCUGGAACUGAUCUUGAACAAACCGGGGCUCAAGUACAAACCCACCUGCAACCAGGUGGAAUGUCAUCCUUACCUCAACCAGAGCAAACUCCUGGAGUUCUGCAAGUCCAAGGACAUUGUUCUAGUUGCCUACAGUGCCCUGGCGUCCCACAGAGACCCAAACUGGAUAGACCCAAAUAUCCCACGUCUCCUGGAGGAGCCAAUCUUGAAUGCCAUUGCCAAGAAACACAAUCGAACCCCAGGACAAGUUGCUCUGCGCUACCAGCUGCAGCGGGGGGUGGUGGUCCUGGCCAAGAGCUUCAAUGAGAAGAGAAUCAAAGAGAACUUACAGGUUUUUGACUUUGAAUUGACUCCAGAGGACAUGAAAGCGAUCAACGGCCUCGACAGAAAUUUCCGAUACUCUCGAUUGCUGUUUGCUGUUCACCACCCUUAUUAUCCAUUUUCUGAAGAGUAUUGA
This is a messenger RNA of Cynocephalus volans (Philippine flying lemur), 975 nucleotides long. Its product is annotated as aldo-keto reductase family 1 member C15-like. The record is from RefSeq and is a predicted model, not a curated record. Gene Ontology annotation, molecular function: aldose reductase (NADPH) activity; ketosteroid monooxygenase activity; steroid dehydrogenase activity. Gene Ontology annotation, cellular component: cytosol. The transcript has 9 exons. Gene Ontology annotation, biological process: steroid metabolic process. Bases 1 to 975 code for a protein of 324 amino acids. Lineage: Eukaryota; Metazoa; Chordata; Mammalia; Dermoptera; Cynocephalidae.